UCGGUUAUGAAAUUGGGUUGUUGGGUCUAUCGCACACAUAUACAUAUAUUGUUUGCUUUCACUGUGCUUGUGGCUGGAACUGGAAGGCUGUACAGUAGUCAGCGACCUCCGCCGUUGCCGGACUGCACUUUCUAAAGAGAGACUGAUUACCUCAGAUUCGUCGUCAGCGAGGUUUCGGACUUCUUCGGAAGACCCCAAAUUGAUUGAUUGCUCCUCAUAAUUUCCAGUCUCUCCAUCUCCUCAGCCAAAAAUGCGCUUCUUCGGGUGCUAGUCUUAGCUAGCAUACUUGAAUCGCUGACUCAUUAAAGAUCUAGGAUGUUGGAAAGGGAAUGGGAAUACUUCGAAGCCUAGAGAUUUGGAAACUGGGCACUGUCAACUACUUACAAGCACUUAAGCUUCAGGAGAAGCUUGUCUCUGACAGAAAAGCUCGUAAGAUUUCCGAUACUCUUUUGUCCCUACAACAUCCACCUACUUAUACCCUUGGCAAAAGGAGAACAGAUCACAACUUGUUACUCCCCGAACAAGAUCUCAAAAAUAUAGGAGCUGAACUUCACUACACGGAGAGGGGAGGGGACAUUACAUUUCACGGUCCACAUCAAGCCAUCUUAUAUCCUAUCAUAUCCCUGCGCGAUAUUGGAGUUGGGGCGCGCAAGUAUGUGGAGAAACUCGAGCUAAGUAUGAUUGAAAUGGCAUAUUUAUAUGGUGUGAAAGCUCAUGCUGGACAAACAGGCGAAACAGGGGUGUGGGUCGGGGACAGGAAGAUUGGCGCCAUUGGAGUUAGAAUUUCAUCUGGGAUAACGUCCCAUGGUUUGGCAUUUAACGUGGACCCAGAUUUAAGCUACUUUAAGCAUAUUGUGCCGUGUGGAAUCGCGGACAAGGGCGUUACCUCGUUGAGGAGAGAGACAGAUAUGGUGCUUCCUGCGGAAGAAGUGAUUCAAGAGCAGUUGAUUUCUUGUUUUGCUAAGGUAUUUGGGUUUAGUGAUAUUGUUUGGAAAGAUGAGGCAUCCUCCAAUCCAUCUCGUGGGACAACUAAAACAUUAAACAAUAUAUUGCUGUCGAAUGACAAACAGUACUGACCGUGUAAUAUAUCUUUCAUUUUUUGACAUUUAUUUGUAUUAGUUGUUAAUGCUGAAUAAUAAUAAUAAUAAUAAUAAUAAUAAUAAUAAUAAUAAUAAUAAUAUAUA
Messenger RNA from Diospyros lotus (date-plum), 1184 nucleotides. RefSeq names its product octanoyltransferase LIP2, mitochondrial-like. Gene Ontology annotation, molecular function: lipoyl(octanoyl) transferase activity. The coding region runs from base 330 to 1076 and encodes 248 amino acids. NCBI's taxonomy places the organism in Eukaryota, Viridiplantae, Streptophyta, Magnoliopsida, Ericales, Ebenaceae. The record is from RefSeq and is a predicted model, not a curated record. The transcript is spliced from 3 exons. Gene Ontology annotation, cellular component: mitochondrion. Gene Ontology annotation, biological process: protein lipoylation.